AUGUCUAUGGAGGCGGCCCUGGAGGAGGAGAGGCGCGAGGUCGAGGCCCUUAUUGCGGCUAGGAACCGCCCACGACCACCCAGCGCUCUCAGCGGGGUUCGCUCUUCCUCCCCUUUCACACCUCGAUCGCCCGUCAGGAGCAUGCUAGAUAUAGACGUAGACGGUCCUCCCGCGGCUCCUGUCAGGAGUAUGCUCGACAUGGACAGCCCUCCAGCAUCUGCCUCGUCGGGCAAGCAGGUCUUCAGCACCCCAUCCUCUCCCGUUCUGGCGUCCAACCAGCUUGCCCGCGCCGCCAACUCCUCCCACCCCAGGCACAUGUCCGAUGUUGCCUCAAGACCCGUAGGCUUUGGCCCACGAUCAGACGGCAACCGCGACCUCACCUCCGAGUACCAGUUCUCCGACAUCAUCACGAGCAAUACCGGCCAUGCUGCCAUGCCGAAGCGGGUGUCUCAAGGCAACAAGAAGACGGCCCAGCCACCUUCCGCCAUGUCCCAUAUUGUACGCGGCAGCGACGUCAGCAGGAUACCGCUCCCUGGCGACACCAGGGGUCGCCACUCCAUCGCAGGGCCUGGAAUGCGGAUUGGGAGCAAGUCGCGGUCUCCUCACUCCCGCCUCGGCAUACGGUCGAGCUCGCCUGCCGCCAACCUGCUGUCAGGCAGGCACCUCAGUCCGGCAGGAAGGGCCUUCGUGGAAGAGACAUAUGGCGUGGACAUGAGCAACGCGUACCGGAGGCUGUCAGACGCAAACCUGCUCCGGUCUGGCGGGUCCCUUGCGGAGAUUGGGCGCAAGAAGAAAGUUGACGACAACCCCGACGGCGGCAGGCUGGCUAAAGACUACCUCAUUCCCGACGGUGAUGACCAGUACGACGAUAGCAGCGACGACCAGGAUGAUUCGAACGCCGAGGAAGGAGAGCGUGGCCGCAAGGCAGCUAGAAGCUUCGACGCCCUGUCGCCCGACUCCGACAAGGCAGGAUCGAAGGCGGACAAGGACAGGACGGCCCUAAGCUUGUUGGCAGCUGCUGAGGAAGAACGCAUCGAGGUAGCGAAGAAGAACCCUCACGUCAAGUACCAGUACCGUUCACUCUUCGACGAGCCCCAAAUCACCGUCACAGGCCCUGCUGGCCAGAGCGAGAAGACAAAGCACUCAAAGGCGUCCUCGAUACACCCUGCAACCAGCUUCGAUGAUGGCCCGCCCUCAGGUGCCAGGACGCCCAUGGACUCGGACACGGAGGCUGAUCUCACAGACAUCAGGCGCGCACAAAAGCUUUCACUUUUCCAGACACCCAUCAAAGACACGCCGAAUGCUGCUCGGGCCCUGCGCAUCAUCUAUCGCGGUGACUGGCGGAAGGUCGCUCAGGAAGCCAAGGAGGAGCAGAGAACCCUGCGCAAGUAUAUUGUUGCUUCUGACCUCAGUGAUGAGUCGACGCAUGCCCUCGAGUGGGCCGUUGGCACAGUCCUCCGAGAUGGCGACACCAUGAUUUGCCUCUACUGCGUCGACGAGGAGGCCGGGAUUGCUCCAGCUGAUGAUGCAAAGUCCAUCAAAGACCAAGGUGCUGCACUGAACGUUGUCGCCGAUAGCAAAGCCCCUGUCACGCCUGGUGGAAGCGCCUUAGACCUGCACAAAGCUGACCAGACCUCGGAGUCUUUGGCAACGCCAAUCAAGUCGAAACCCGAGGAAGAACGGCACAGGGCCGUUCAGGACAUCACAGACAGGGUGGAGAAGCUUCUCCGCAAGACAAAGCUGCAGGUCCGCGUCAUCGUAGAGGUCUUGCACUGCAAGAACCCGAAGCACCAGAUCCUGGAAAUCAUCGACGUCGUCAACCCGACUCUUGUUGUCUUGGGCAGUCGGGGACAGAGCGCACUGAAGGGCGUUAUUCUUGGCUCAUUUUCUAACUACCUAGUGACCAAGAGCUCCGUCCCAGUCAUGGUCGCCCGCAAGAAGCUCCGGAAACAGUCCAAGUACAAGAAGCUCUCGAUGACGCAGGUCAACAACAUCAACAGCCCCAUGGCGAGGACGCUCGCAAAUGCCAAGGUCGACUAG
Molecule: messenger RNA, 2040 nt
Organism: Diaporthe citri
Lineage: Eukaryota; Fungi; Ascomycota; Sordariomycetes; Diaporthales; Diaporthaceae
Exons: 4
Coding region: 1-2040 (679 amino acids)
Source: RefSeq, a predicted model, not a curated record